AUGCCUUCUGCAACGUCACCCCGGUGGCAAGAGAAGGCUAGUGGUUUCUUUUCUACCUCGGGGGUGAAGCUUAAAGAAGCUGGACAAUCUGCUGGAACAUUUGUUGAAGAGGUCACUAAGGAUGCAAAAGUUAAUGUAACUGAUAUGGCAGAACGUGUAGGGUCAAUGUUCAAAAGUCGUUGGGCGCUUCUUCAGCAACCAUCGACAAGACAUGCUGUGCAGGAACGCCUUAUAACUGCUGCUGCUACGACCGGGACAUUGUUUAGGAAGGGCUUAUCAGAGACAAAAGACAAGGUUUCUGUUGGGAAGAUAAAAGUUGAAGAGGUGGCAAAGAAGACUGCCCAAAAGAGCAAAACUAUUUUGAGUGACAUUGAAAGAUGGCAGAAGGGUGUUGCAAGCACUGAUGUUUUUGGAGUUCCAAUUGAAGUUACUGUGCAACGGCAGCAAUCUAGCAGGCCCAUUCCUCAUAUUUUGGUCAACUGUGCAGAUUAUCUCAUAUUAUCAGGACUAAACACACCAUACCUAUUUAAAGGGGAGGGAGAUAAAAAGGUCAUUCAACAAUUGGUUUCACUGUACAACCAAGAUUCAAAUGCAUCAUUACCAGAGGGAAUAAAUCCAAUUGACGUAGCAGCUCUAAUCAAAUGUUACCUAGCUACCCUUCCCGAGCCACUAACCACAUUUGAGCUUUAUAAUGAGAUCAAAGGUGCUCGUUCCAGCAUACAUGCGAUGAGAAACAUGCUGAGGAGACUUCCAACUGUAAACUACACGACCCUAGAAUUUAUUACUGCACUACUGCUCCGCGUUAGCCAGAAGUCGGUUCUUAACAAGAUGGACACCCAAAGCCUUGCAAUGGAGAUGGCCCCUGUUCUAAUUUGGCAGAAGGGCAGGACACCAGACCUAUAUAGGAAAUAUUGGACUGAACCAUCAAAAGGUCCUUCCAAGAAGAACUUGGAUCCAGAGCCAACUUAUAGUGCUUGGGACAUGCUUUCUGAUGAAGACGAUGCUGUAGAUGAUUCCAUUCCCUUGGAUGAUGGCGUGCCCAUUGACUUCGGCGCUAUUGAGGUUGUCCAGUGCCUCAUGGGACAUCACAAUGCCAUUUUCACAGAUGCAAACGAAACAAUUUGGAGAUGA
Molecule: messenger RNA, 1131 nt
Organism: Prunus armeniaca (apricot)
Lineage: Eukaryota; Viridiplantae; Streptophyta; Magnoliopsida; Rosales; Rosaceae
Source: the annotation of a GenBank genome assembly